Messenger RNA from Jaculus jaculus (lesser Egyptian jerboa), 996 nucleotides. RefSeq names its product olfactory receptor 10AG1-like. Bases 1 to 996 code for a protein of 331 amino acids. Gene Ontology annotation, biological process: G protein-coupled receptor signaling pathway. NCBI's taxonomy places the organism in Eukaryota, Metazoa, Chordata, Mammalia, Rodentia, Dipodidae. The transcript has a single exon. Gene Ontology annotation, cellular component: membrane. The record is from RefSeq and is a predicted model, not a curated record. Gene Ontology annotation, molecular function: G protein-coupled receptor activity; olfactory receptor activity.
AUGACCAAUCUCUCGACAGUGUCUGUAUUCAUCCUCCAAGGCUUCUCCAGUAUCCCUGAGCUACAGCUGCUGAGCACAGCCAUUUUCCUUCUCAUAUACUUGGCUGCAGUUCUGGGGAAUGUCUCCAUCAUGUCUGCUGUGAUCCUGGACGCCCGUCUACACAUGCCCAUGUACUUCUUCCUCAAGCAUCUCUCCCUGGUGGAUCUCUGUUCCACAUCCACCACCCUGCCCCGCGCCUUCGUGGCCACGGUUGUGGGCUCCAAGGAGAUUUCUCUUUCUGCUUGUGCUUGCCAGCUCUUCACCUUCAUCUGCCUUGGCUCUGUGGAGUGUUUUCUCAUCACGUCCAUGGCUUUUGAUCGAUCUCUGGCCAUCUACAGGCCCCUGACGUAUGGGGCAGUCAUGAAUCCUCAGGCCUGUGUCUGUCUGGUAGUGGUGGCCUGGGUUAGUGGACUCUUCUUCUCUGCCUUCCACACUGCCAACACUUUCUCCUUGCCCUUCUGUGGCCCCAAUGUGAUUCAGCACUUCUUCUGUGACAUCCCCCCACUCAUGAACAUAGCCUGUGCCAACGCAAAAGCCCAUGAGGCUGCUGGAUUUGCAGUCAGUGGCUGCAUCAUUAUGACCUGCUUGGCCCUCACUGUCCUGUCUUACAUUCGUAUAGUGGCCACUGUGGCUCAGAUCCCUUCAGCAGCUGGCCGCCAGAAGGCCUUCUCCACAUGCUCCUCCCAUCUGGCUAUGGUGCUCCUGUUCUAUGGGACUGGGGGUUCUGCCUACAUGCAGCCCACAGCCCACUACUACCCACUGCAAGGGCGCAUGGCUGCUGUGUUCUACUCAAUCAUCACGCCCACCCUGAACCCAGUUAUCUACAGCCUGAGGAACAAGGACAUGAAGAGUGCCCUGAGGAAGCUCUACCUUCGGAUGACAUCUUGGAACCUGGCAUCUAGCCAUGGGAGGGACCAGAAAUCCACCUAUAGUCUAUUUCCCCCAGAGUCAUGCUGA